GUUAGUGGUCCUCCUCUUACUCGCUGACAGAAAUUAAGUAAUUACAAGUACAGGAGAUGGCAACAUAUUGGUCUGGGCCGUUCCUACUCCUGGGGUUGUUGAUCCUGCUAACCCCAUCAUGCGCGGUGCAGGUGGUCGCCAUGACUCCUGCAGUCUUCUUCUUUGGAGACUCAAUCUUCGACGUAGGUAACAACAACUACCUUGAUACGAUAGCCAAGGCCAAUAUACCCCCUUACGGUAUCAACUUCCCUGGCGGCACGCCUACCGGACGGUUUACUAAUGGCCUCAACAUUGCAGACUUCCUGUCUAUGCAGGUGGGAUGGAAGAGGAGCCCACCAGCUUUUCUAUCCCUCGCACGACGUGACUUUCCCAUGCGUAUCUUCAGUGGUGUCAAUUUCGCUUCAGGAGGAGCGGGCAUUCUAAACGAGACCGGCAUCAUCUUUGUGUUAAUUGAAAGUGUCAGCAAUAGGAAUUUAUACCACGAUGUGGUAACUAGCACCGGAGGCAAUGACAUCAUGCAAAAUCUUAAUCCCUCAAAUCCCUUGACCCCAGCCAAAAGGACGAGAUGGUCGCGACUAUUACCUCAAUCUACAAGGCACAUUUACAGCGGCGGUCCGAGAAAGUUUGGGAUAAUGGGUAUGUCAAAUACUGGGUGUAUCCCGUCGCAGAGGUGGCAGAACGAUACUGGGGGCUGCAUGGAGGAACCGAACGACGUGGCCCGCAGGUUCAAAGUUGUCAUGACAAAUGUGAUGCAAGAUCUUUCCUCAGAGCUGGGGGAAAUGACGUACUCGUGUUUCGAUGGAAUUCACCUGCCCCCAGUUGGGUUCGCCGAAAUGGACACUGCUUGCUGCGGAUCGGGCAAAUUGAAUGGCGAGAGACCUUGCUCCCCGAAAACCGAUUUGUUUGUGAAGCGCACAGACUACUAUUAUUGGGACGCCUACCACCCAACGCAGACACUUGCAAAAGGGGUGGCGGACAGCAUGUGCAACGGCUCCCCACCAUCCGUUGCUCCCAUCAACUUCAAUCAAUUAUGGAGGUCUUAGGAAGAGAAAGUUAUGUUGAACGCUUUGCUUUUGGCAUGAGUGCAGGUCUUUAGAAUUUGUUUUCAGUCUUUUAUUUUUUCAUUCUUUUCCAUUCCUCUGCGGAUGGAGUCCAACAUGCUUAUCAAAGGAACUGGCAUUUUGUUGGCCAUGAUCCCGCCUUGAAUAUUUGUUUCCUCCCUUUAUAAAUGA
Messenger RNA from Amborella trichopoda, 1232 nucleotides. The record is from RefSeq and is a predicted model, not a curated record. Lineage: Eukaryota; Viridiplantae; Streptophyta; Magnoliopsida; Amborellales; Amborellaceae.